AGACCGCGGUGUCGGGCCGGGGGCGGGGUCAAGGGUCAGGCCGGAUCCAAGAUGGCGGCGGCGCUGGGGCGGUGGCCGCUCUGGCUGUCCCUGUCCCUCCUCGGGGCCUCGCUCGCCGUCGACCGCGGCAACUUCAAGACCUGCGAGCAGAGCGGCUUCUGCAGGCGGCAGCGGCGGAUCCAGCCCGGGAACUCCCCGUACCGGGCGCUGCUGGAGUCGCUGGAGCUCGGCCCCGACGUGGCCAGGAUCCAGCUGGUCAACGAGGCCACCCAGGUGCCGCUGCUGCUGGAGGUGUGGGGGCUCACCGGGAACGUGACGCGCCUGCGCAUCCAGGAGCUGGCCCCGCUGCGACCCCGCUACCAGGUGCCCGACGUGCUGCUGGGGGAGCCACCUGCAGAGAGGCUGGAGGUGACAGGCCGUGACGAGGGCACCCUGGAGCUGUCCCUGGGCCCUGGUGGUCACCGGCUGCUGGUGACGGAGCGGCCGUUCCGCCUGGACCUGCUGCGGCACCGGGAGCUGCUCUGCAGCGUCAACGCCCGCGGCCUCCUCGUCUUCGAGCACCAGCGGCGCCGCCGGGACUCUCUGGCGGAUAAAGUUAGUUCUGUGUGGGAUAAGAUCAAGAGCCUUUUCCGUAGGGACCCCCCCAAAGACCCCCCAGGAGAGGAGGGGGCAGCACAGGAGGGGCCUGAGGACGGCGCUGGCAGCACCCAGAGCGAGAAGCCCGCGGAGCCCCCGGCAGAGCCCGAGGAGGAGCCGGGCGCGUGGGAGGAGACGUUCAAGACGCACACGGACAGCAAACCCUACGGACCCACCUCGGUGGGGUUGGAUUUCUCCCUGCCUGGAUUCGAGCACGUGUACGGCAUCCCCGAGCACGCCGACAACCUGCGGCUGCGGCCCACCGAGGGGGGUGACCCGUACCGCCUGUACAACCUGGACGUGUUCCAGUACGAGGUGUUCACGCCCAUGGCUCUCUACGGCUCCGUGCCACUGCUGCUCGCCCACCGGCCCCGCCUCAGCCUCGGCCUCUUCUGGCUCAACGCCGCCGAGACCUGGGUGGACAUCGGCUCCAACACGGCCGGCAAGACCCUUUUUGGGAAGCUGCUGGAUUACAUGCAGGGGGGGGGCGAGACCCCCCAGACCGAGGUGCGCUGGAUGUCCGAGAGCGGCGUCAUCGACGUCUUCCUGCUGCUGGGGCCACGGCCCGCCGAUGUCACCGCCCAGUACGGCAGGCUGACCGGCACGCAGGCCCUGCCCCCCCUGUUCUCCCUGGGCUACCACCAGAGCCGCUGGAAUUACCAGGACGAGGCGGACGUGGAGGCCGUGGAGAGGGGCUUCGAGGAGCACGAGCUGCCCCUGGACGUGCUCUGGCUGGACAUCGAGCACGCCGACGGCAAGCGCUACUUCACCUGGGACCCCGCCAAAUUCCCAAACCCCCGCGGGAUGCUGGAGCGCCUGGCGGCCCGGAAACGCAGGAUGGUCAGCAUCGUGGACCCCCACAUCAAGGUGGACGGGGGGUACCGGGUGCACGCCGAGCUGCGGGCGCGAGGCCUCUACGUCAAAACCAAGGAUGGCAACGACUACGAGGGCUGGUGCUGGCCCGGCUCCUCAGCGUACCCCGACUUCACGAACCCCGAGAUGCGCGAGUGGUGGGCGAACAUGUUUGCCUACGACCAGUAUGAGGGCUCCACGGAGGCGCUGUUCACAUGGAAUGACAUGAACGAGCCGUCGGUGUUCAGCGGCCCCGAGGUGACGAUGCACAAGGACGCGCGGCACUUCGGGGGCUGGGAGCACCGCGAGCUGCACAACCUCUACGGGCUCUACGUGCACAAGGCCACGGCCGAGGGGCUGAUCCGGCGCUCGGGGGGGCGGCUCCGGCCCUUCGUGCUCAGCCGCGCCUUCUUUGCCGGCUCCCAGCGCUACGGUGCGGUUUGGACCGGGGACAACACGGCGGAUUGGGAGCACUUGCGGAUCUCCAUCCCCAUGUGCCUGAGCUUCGGGCUGGCCGGGCUGGCCUUCUGCGGGGCGGACGUGGGCGGAUUUUUCCAGAACCCGGGCCCGGAGCUGCAGGUGCGCUGGUACCAGGCCGGGGCCUUCCAGCCCUUCUUCCGUGCCCACGCCCACCUGGACACGGCGCGGCGCGAGCCCUGGCUGCUGAGCCCCGAGCACCUGGCGCUGGUCAGGAGCGCGCUGCGGCGCCGCUACGCCCUGCUGCCCCUGUGGUACACGGCCUUCUACCACUGCCACCGCCAGGGCAUCCCUGUCAUGAGGCCCCUGUGGAUGGAAUUCCCCGAUGACCCCCAGACCUUCGCCAUGGAUGACCAAUACCUGAUCGACCGGGUGCUCCUGGUGCACCCCGUGACAGAGCUGGGCGCCCGUGGGGUCAACGUGUACCUGCCUGGGGAAGGAGAGGUCUGGUACAAUGACGAGACCCACGAGCAGCACCGGGCGCCCCAGACCCUCUACGUGCCUGUCACCCUCAGCAGCAUCCCGGUGUUCCAGCGGGGGGGGACGGUGAUCCCACGCCAGGACCGACCUCGCCGCUCCACCGAGGCCAUGAGGGGCGACCCCUUCACCCUCUACGUGGCCCUGAGCCCCCAGGGCACAGCACAGGGGGAUCUGUUCCUGGAUGAUGGGGUCAGCUUCGACUACGCCACCAAAAACGCGUUCCUGCACCGGCACUUCAGCUUCGCCAACGGCACCCUCACCUCCAGCUCUGCUGACCCCCGCGGGUCCAUGUCCAGCCCGGCCUGGCUGGAGCGAGUGGUCAUCCUGGGGGGUGGCCGGCCGGAGAGCGCCCUGCUGACCACCCACGAGGGUGCCCAGACCCCGCUGCAGUUCCAGCACGACCCCGAGCGCUCGGUGCUGACCCUGCGGCGCCCGGGGGUCCCCAUCGGGGCCGACUGGAGCAUCUCCCUGCGAUAAUGGACGGGGGGGGCCCCCGGACCCCCCCCCAAAAAUCCCCCUGAACCCCCCUGGGCCCCCCCAGAACCCCCAAAAAUCCUCAAAUCCCCCCCCCCCCCCCAAAAAAAAAAACCCCACUGCUGUUUGAGGAGCCCAGAAUUGGGGGUGGGGGUUGGGGUUGGAGUGCCCCAGGAUGAGGGGGGAGCCCCCCUCCAAAUGAGGAUUGAGCCCCCUCCCCAAAUUAGGGGUUGAGACCCCCCCAAAAUGAGAGGUCAUCCCCCCAAAAUGAGGAUCGAGCCCCCUCCAAAUGAGGGGUCAGACCCACCCAAAAUCAGGGGUUGAGCUUCCCCCCCCCCCCCCCCAAUUUUACCCCAAAUUUGGGGCAGUUUGGGGUCUCUGAGUCCCCGAAUUUGAGGUUGGGGGGAUGACUCUACCCCCACCCCCCCCCCCCCAAAUUAGGGGGGGUUGGGAGGGGUCUGAAACCCCCUAAAUUGGGGUUCCCCCCCCAAAUUUGGGUGGGGGUCGCAUCGAGGGGGGGGGUAGGGACCAAGGCUCUGCGUGCGCCCCCCCCCGCGCCCCCUCCCCCUUUUUUCUGCCCCUCCCCCACCGCCGGGAGGGUCUCGGGGGGGGGGUUGGGGACCCCUCCCCCCUCUUUUGGGGUGGGGGGGGAGGGGCAGAGCCGGGUCCUCCCCGCGGCACGGGGCGGGUGGGGGUGGGGGAGAGGCGCAGCGCCGCGCGGAGUUUUGAUAAAACACGAAAUAAAACCAAAUAAAAAACGGGAA
This is a messenger RNA of Haemorhous mexicanus (house finch), 3683 nucleotides long. RefSeq names its product glucosidase II alpha subunit (gene GANAB). The record is from RefSeq and is a predicted model, not a curated record. Gene Ontology annotation, molecular function: glucan 1,3-alpha-glucosidase activity; carbohydrate binding. Gene Ontology annotation, biological process: carbohydrate metabolic process; N-glycan processing. Lineage: Eukaryota; Metazoa; Chordata; Aves; Passeriformes; Fringillidae. Gene Ontology annotation, cellular component: glucosidase II complex.